This is a messenger RNA of Tricharina praecox, 858 nucleotides long. RefSeq lists its product as uncharacterized. The coding region runs from base 1 to 858 and encodes 285 amino acids. The record is from RefSeq and is a predicted model, not a curated record. NCBI's taxonomy places the organism in Eukaryota, Fungi, Ascomycota, Pezizomycetes, Pezizales, Pyronemataceae. The transcript has 4 exons.
AUGAGGAGCCACAAAGAGAGCGCCGACGACCAUGCGUACUGUCGGCUGCACAAUAUCGACUUUCGUUCGUGGGAGGAGCAUUGCAAGCACCGCGUUCUCAGUCGUGGGCAUUUCACUUGUCACAUCUGUUACAAGGACUUCAAGAGUCAGCGCGGAUUGGCGAUUCAUGCGGAUCGGGUACACAAGCCCAUCGAAUAUGUGACCUACUUUGUGUGCCGACAGACCUUGAAGGGCAGCAAAAACGGGCUCACAAUGCACUCGGAGAAGAACUGCAGGGGAGGAAUGGCCCACGGAGACUCGAUGCACCAGAACGACCAUGCCAUGAGACCCGGAGCAGUCCAACAGUGGGUGAUGGAUCUCAGAGCUAUGGACGACGAUGGUUUCCCCACCCAGGACAACAUCCAUGCCUCUCAGCGCUCAGUCCAGCCACCGACGAUCACGCAGAGAGAUAUGGGCGGCGACGGCUUUCCCACGCACCACAGAAGCAACAGCUAUUCCACUCAGGCCACUGGAAAGUUCCCCACGCAGAACUACAACCAGAAUAACCACCAUGGCUCUCGGCCCGGAUGGAUUAAGACGCAGGGAGAAGUAGGCGGUGGCGGUGGCAGCGGCGGCGGCUUCCUCACGCACCACGCCCGCAACAGGGUCGACACCACCAGCACCGCCAGCAACAGAGCCGCCAACGAUCUCGGCAUCGCCCACCACGAGAUGUACAAGUACUUCAACCAGGUUCACGGAAAGUACAUUUGCCCGUGCGGCAGCAAGAUGAAUACGUACAACGGCUUGUGGCAGCACCUGGAGGGCCCCGCACAUACCCGUCGCAAGGCUGUAGGGAAUUCAACGCCCCCUCGGCGCUGA